AUGGUAAAAGUAAUUAAACAAAAAGUACAAGCCAUCAAGGAAGAAAUUCGACGGGAAACACAAACAUGGAAACAAGAUUUAAAAGAAGAUAUGGAAAAGACAGAACAGGAGAUAGCAAUGGUAGCGAAUAAAACGAUGGAAAUAGAAGAAACAAUAAAGAAACAGGAAGAUGAAGUGAGAACUAUUGGAAGAAAUGUUUCGAAUAAUACUUACAACAUUAAACAGGUGAAACGACAGGUGGAAGAUAGAGUAAGUGGGAACAGAAACGAGAUGGAAUUGGAAAGAAGAAGAACAAAAGAACAAAUAGAAGAACUCCAAAAAGAAGUUGACAGAAGAAUUAAAGAAAUAGAAGAAGGAAGAUUAGAUGAAGAUACUAAACUGGAGAGAAUAAAGGAAAUUAUGAGAGAAAACUUGGAAGCAGAAGCACUGAUAUGGUUCAAUGGCAUAGAAAAUGAUGUUCAAGAUUACGAAUAA
Molecule: messenger RNA, 474 nt
Organism: Anoplophora glabripennis (Asian longhorned beetle)
Lineage: Eukaryota; Metazoa; Arthropoda; Insecta; Coleoptera; Cerambycidae
Product: reticulocyte-binding protein 2 homolog a-like
Exons: 2
Coding region: 1-474 (157 amino acids)
Source: RefSeq, a predicted model, not a curated record